Messenger RNA from Lathyrus sativus (Indian pea), 282 nucleotides. The record is from the annotation of a GenBank genome assembly. Lineage: Eukaryota; Viridiplantae; Streptophyta; Magnoliopsida; Fabales; Fabaceae.
AUGGAAACCGGUGAACAAGGCCUCCCUUCAGCCAUCGCCACCGCUCCAACCGCCGGCGAUCCCACCGCCUCGCCUCCUCUUAUCGGUGAUGCUGUCAUUAGUCCCGAUCCAGCUGUUGACUUUGAUUACGUUGCUAAGACUGAAGUUCAUGCUUUGAUUUCAGACGAAGAGCAUGAUCAUGUUCAUGAACAUGAACUCGAUCACGAUUUCGAUCACGACCAUGAGCACGUGCACGAGCAUGACCACCAUGAUGAAGGCCAUGAACGCAGGUCACGUGGCUGA